ACACAUUCACUGGACACUGCUGUAAGCCACAACCAUGAUAAAAAUAUCAAAUAAACAAUCAUACAAAACGCACGGCAGCAGGAAUAAAAAAGUUCCUAAAACGUUCAAUGGAACAACGGGGCGUUAACAUUCGCCCGAGAUCCUUAAAAACCUGGUGAAGGGGUGAUCCUCCAGAGAAGUAACUGUCUUUAGGUUCCUCUUCUUCUUUUGUCCAGGAUCGUGUCAAACGAGUCCAGGCGUUGCCCAACCACUCAGCCAGAUAUUGUUGAUCCUGUUUUUGUCCUCAGCAGUGAGGCUCCUGCCCCAACACUACACAGCAAAAAACAACAUGGGGGCGACGGUGGCUCGCCCCGUAAUCGGAAGGUUGCAGGUUCGAGCCCCGCUCAGUCUGUCGCUGUCGUGUCCUUGGGCAAGACACUUAACCCACGCUGCCUGCUGGUGGUGGUCGGAGGGACCGGUGGCGCCAUGGCUCGGCAGCCUCGCCUCUGUCAGUGAGCCCCACGGCAGCUGUGGCUACAUCGUAGUUCAUCCCCACCAGGGUGUGAAUGGGUGAGUGACUGUGUUGUAAGGCGCCUUGGGGGGUUCCAGGACUCUAGAAGGCGCUAUAUCAAAUUCAGACCAUUUACCACACUGGCCAUGAUCCCCUGAUAACACACAUUCAAGAGCCUCCUACUUAUAUCACAGGACCUCAGCUUCCUAAGAAAAAACAGUCUGGACUGGGUCAUGCCCCCCCACUUUUUCCAAAGUCAAGUUUUGACCCCUGCACUUUUUACCACCCAAAAACAACAUUCAUUCUUCGGGAAGUGGUUGGGACUACCAAGAUGCCAGUCAGAUGUAGGUCUCUUCGGCAAAAACACACCUCAGCUGCUGCUAAGAUCCAAAGGUUUGGGAUAUAAGCAGGCGAAGUCCAGGGGCCUCGUUUAUCAAGCUAGCUUACGCACAAAACGGGGUCGGAAAACUGCGUAAGCAACUUUCCACGCAAACUUUGGGAUUUAUGAAAGAAAACUUCGCUGAAAAAUGUGCACAACUUUAAGUUGACUAAGGACCUGGCUUACACACAUGCUGGACAUGGAGAACACCUGCAGUGCUGCUGCUGAGAAGAUACAAUUAUGAAAUCCUGCAGCAUUAUCACUUGUACCGCUUCAUUUUCACACAGAACAAGACCCCCCCCCCCCCCCCACACACACACACACGCAUGCAUACACACACACGCAUGCAUACACACACACACACACAGCCUGAAGCGCAGAAUACAGAAUGCAUAAUACCAGCAGGGGGGCAGAUUGAGACAGAACAUCAUGCGUCUGUGACGGUGUGUGUCCUGCCACUGUGUCCCGAUUGAUCAUGCACCCUGGCUACUUGGAUAAGGGAGAUCUCCGUUUGGGUGACUGGUUAGCGUGUGUGACUUUCGCCCGGGAGUCUGGGGAAUGAAUCCUGAUUGGACCAUUUUUUAUAUCCGCCACAGAUCUCUCUGAAGAAGUCAGCAUUGACGGCUUCAGCAACGCUGUGCCACUCCGUGGAUUUUCUCUUAUUUGUUUUGCAAAAGCACUUCCUUUCAUUUCUCCACCUCACCCACAGCUACCUCAACUUCUGCUUCUUUGAAAUUGAGCUUCCUUGAUCUGCCUUGAUCUACGGUCGCCAUGUCUAACCCUAACCCUAUGACACCCUACCAUGUCCCAGAAACCUCCACCGGUGGUUUGGGGCCGAGGAGGCGGCAACAGUAACACAAGCCUACAGCACAUCCUGUCAGGCUGCAAGACAGCGUUGUCCCAAGGUUGCUAUAGAUGGCGGCAUGAAGCUGGCUGAGGUUGUGGAGACAUGCAGACAGGAAGCUAACAGCAGACCUGCUCCAGUGCAAUGGGAUAAGGAGGAAGGAAAGAGGUUGGGGGGGACAAACAUCGAGGACACCAACGGGGUGAUGGGUAGAGAUCCCUGCCAUUGCUCUGCCACCAGGAGAUGUACUGGGGUUAAAGGAGUGAAACAUCUAUGACUGGUGGUGACCCGUUUAUGCCCGGAGAGGAUUGUAGAGGGGUAGAGGGGCACCAGCACCGGGCAAAGGCACCGGCGAAGGGUGCGUCAGGCAGGUAGAGCACCAACCUGUAUCACAAGUGAUCUCUUGGUAAACUCUGGGUUAGAAUAUUUUAUGUCUGCAUUUAAAGAGAUACUUUGCAACCUUUUCAUAUUUUUUAAUCAUUUUUUUGAGCGAGGAUGUGCUAAAAUGAUCCUGUACAGGAACAAUGAAAGGCUAGGAUCCCCACAGGAUCACCAGAACUGGACCAGAAGAGACUGGAAAACCUUUCCUGCUCUGAUCUGGAUUUCAGCUGUCUGGUCAGGGGGAGGUGUUCCUGUCCCACUCUGGACCCCUCAGUCCCACCUGAGCCUGGUUUAAACACCACAGCCUACCUGAGCUUGUAGCUGACCAUGCCGUCCCUUUAUGACCACAUUCAAUUCAACUGAAGUUUAUUUAUAAAGCGCCAAAUCACAGCAAGAGUCGUCUCAAGGCACUUUGCACUGUAAACACUCCAAUACAGGUCAGCUCAAUCAGUUCGGUUGGUUCAGUCAGCCAAUCAGUAACAAGUUUCCUAUAUAAGGAACCCAGCAGGUUGCAUCGAGUCACUGACGAGUGUCAGAGUCUUUACAGCAAUCCUCAUACUGAGCAAGCAUGCAGCAACAGUGGAGAGGAAAACUCCCUUUUAACAGGAAGAAACCUCCAGAGGAUCCUGGCUCAGUAUAAGCAGCCAUCCUCCACGACUCACUGGGGAUCGAGAAGAUGGAGCAGACACACGCACGCACACACACACACACACACACAUCCUUUGUUAUUCUAACCUGUUCUGUUCAUAACGGUUUGUCAGAAUAAAGAUGAACGUGUUAAAAUAGCUAUGUUGAAGGCUAAAACCAGCUCUUUAAUGUUUAAUUGGACACGUUUUUUGGUACGUCCUCUGUGAACGUGCUCCAUUCCACACCUCAGAGUUCUCACUUAAACAUCAGCUCAGGUGUUCAAAGGUCGUCUCACCUGUGGGAACAGCCGACUGUGUAAUCGAACCAUUAUAGAUGUGAAACACGAGCCUGGUGGUAUGGUUUAGUGGGACUCUGAGGAGUUUGGCUGCACGGUUUGUGGCUCUGCAGACACAGCUGUCACUGUUUCCCUUCAGGAUGACUGAUUCUGGAUCUGCUGUUUUCAUAAACAGUCAGAAAAUAAACACAUCCCAGCUGCGUGGCGGCGUCGGCGCACUUAAAGCUUGGUUAAUGAGCCUUUAACAGAGAAACCCAAACCCUUCAUUAAAUCUUUAAGGCGUCUGCUGUUCUCGUGUGGGUCUCUGGUAGCAGCGGGAGUGAGAGUGCUCCGCGGCUCUUUUAGUGACGUUUGUUCUCUGAAAACGAGAAUGCAGUCAUUACACCGUUCCAAGUAGAGCCAAGCCUCUGGAUGCUGUGUCCUCGUCACAGUCUAGACCCGAUAUCAACCCACCUGGGCCGAGUUUCAUCUCCUCAAACCUGCUAAUGACUUAUUAAAAAUCAUCUGUUACAGAAGAACAAAGCAGCCAAUAUCAAUUAGCCACAGUGGAACGACCAUCUUUGGUUUCAACAAAUUGCUGCACUUAUCCAAAAAGACCUGUUGAUACCUGCAGCAGUCGCCAUGGUAACGGAACGUUAGAUACCCGAGUUGGGUGCUGGCAAGGAUCCGAGGCAGAGCAGACCGAGCGCGCUCAGAGGACAGAGCACUUUUAAAUUUCCAUCAUGCCGAGAAAAAGGGACGUCGAUGAAGUCGAGGUCGAGAUAGAUGAAGACAGUGACAGUGAUGAUGGUAGGUCCAAAAGGAAACCAAACAGACGACAAGGAGCCGGAAGAGGAGGAGGAGGUGCGAGAGGAAGAGGCCGAGGCAGAGGCAAAAAACAAGACAGUGAUGAUGAGGAAGAAGAGGCUCAACGGGGACGAGGAAGAGGAGCAAACAAGAGAAAACCGGCUAAGAAAAAAGGUGGCAGCGACGAUGAUGACGAGAGUGAAGAUGAGGCUCCUAAGAAGAAAAAAGGAGGUGCUGCCAAAAAGAAGAAAGGAGGCAAAGCUCAGGACAGUGACGAUGACGACAGUGAUGACGAUAAACAAAAGAAGGGAAAGAAAGGAGGGAAGAAAGGAGGGAAGGAUGAAGACAAUGGGAAGGAUAAGAAAGGUGAUGCUAAAGGAAAAGACAAGGAUGAUGACAAAAAGAAAAAGAAGAAGAAAGGUGACAGUUCAGAUGAUGACGACUCAGACGAUGAGGAGGAGGAGGAGUCCAUGUCGGAGGGAGAAAUGGCCCGGCUGAUGGAGGAAGUGGAGGAAAAGAAGAAGCUAAUCGCCAACAUCAGGACCAAGCCUUGGCGGAUGCAGCGGAGGCUUGUUGUCCUAAAGGAAGCCCAGGAGUUUGUGGAUAAGUUUGAAGGAGCUCUGGGCAAAGGAAAAGGCAGGAAGUGGUACGCCUACAAAGUGAUGAUGAUGAAGAAAUGGAUAAAGUUUCAGAGAGAUUUUGAGAAUUUCAGAACCGCUUGUAUUCCCUGGGAGAGGAAGAUCAAAGAGGUGGAAAGCCACUUUGGAUCAUCUGUGGCAUCAUACUUCAUCUUUCUGCGCUGGAUGUACGGCAUGAACCUUGUUCUCUUUGGACUUACCUUUGGACUGGUGGUAAUCCCUGAGGUCUUGAUGGGUCUUCCUUAUGGGUCUAUUCCCAGGAAAACUGUACCAAGAGCAGAGCAGGACACCGCUCAGGAUUACUCCGUCCUCAUGGACUUUAAUGGAUACUGUAAAUAUUCAGUCCUGUUUUACGGAUACUACAACGACCAGAGGACUGUUGGCUUGCUGAAAUUCAGGCUGCCCCUGUCCUAUCUCAUGGUGGGAAUCGGUAGCUUUGGCUAUAGUUUGAUGCUCGUGAUCCGCACAAUGGCAAAGAAUGCUGAUGUUGGUGGUGGUGAUGGUGAGGAAGGAGAAUUCACUUUUGCCUGGAAGAUGUUCACCAGCUGGGAUUACCUCAUUGGCAAUUCCGAAACAGCGGACAACAAGUACGCCUCGAUCACCACCAGCUUCAAGGAGUCCAUUGUGGACGAGCAGGAGAACCAGAAAGAUGAAAACAUUCACCUGCGGCGGUUCCUCAGAGUCUUGGCUAACUUUCUAAUCACCUGUAGCCUCGGUGGGAGUGGCUACCUCAUCUACUUUGUGGUAAAGAGGUCUCAGGAAUUUGCCAACAGGACUGACCUCAGCUGGUAUGAGAAGAAUGAGUUGGAGAUCAUCAUGUCUCUACUGGGCCUGGUGUGUCCUCCUCUGUUUGAAACCAUUGCCGAGCUGGAGGACUACCAUCCUCGGAUUGCUCUCAAGUGGCAACUUGGACGCAUCUUUGCCCUCUUCCUGGGUAAUCUCUACACCUUCCUGUUCGCCCUGUUUGAUGAGGUCAACACCAAGCUAGAGGAGGAGGAGUCCAUUAAGAAUGCCUCCAUCUGGGCCCUGAAGGAGUACUAUGCAAACUACUCACGUAUGUUCAAUGACACGGACACGACGCCUCCACCGAUGAAUCCAGCUGAUGUCAUCAGGGGACCCUGCUGGGAAACCGCUGUUGGCAUAGAGUUUGUGAAGCUGACAGUGUCAGACAUUCAGGUGUCCUACCUGACCAUCCUGAUCAUGGACUUUGCCAGAGCUGUCAUCGUUCGCUUCCUCAACUACUGCUGGUGCUGGGACCUGGAAGCUGGAUUUCCUUCGUAUGGAGAAUUCGAUAUCAGUGGGAACGUUCUCGGGUUGGUCUUCAAUCAAGGAAUGAUCUGGAUGGGGGCCUUUUACGCUCCUGGACUCGUCGGUAUCAACGUUCUUCGUCUCCUGAGUUCCAUGUACUAUCAGUGUUGGGCCGUGAUGGCCACCAACGUCCCCCAUGAGAGAGUGUUCAAGGCCUCUAAGUCAAACAACUUCUACAUGGGUCUGCUGCUCCUCAUCCUCUUCCUGAGUCUGUUGCCUGUUGUUUACACCAUCAUGAGCCUGCCACCUUCCUUUGACUGUGGACCUUUCAGUGGGAAGAACAAGAUGUACGAUGUAGUCAUGGAAACAAUUGACCUGGACCUCCCCGCCUUCAUGGGGACCCUUUUCAGCUAUGCAGCUAACCCAGGACUCAUCAUACCAGCUGUUCUGCUCAUGGUAUUGGCCAUCUAUUAUCUAAACUCUACAUCCGAAGCCUACCAGAACUCCAACAUGGAGCUGAAGAAGAAGAUGCAGAUGGCGCGGGAUGAAGAGAAGAACCGGAGAAACAACAAGGACAGCACCAACCAGGUGUUGAAAGAUCUGGAGGACCUGCUACCAAACCGAUCCCUCGCUCCUCCUGCUCCACCAGAACCCGAAAAAGCAGCGGACGAGAGGCCCACCAAGACAAAACCAGGAUCAGCUGGUAAAGGCGUUAAUCUCCAGAAAGAUGUGGCUCUAGCUUCUCCUAACCCUAACGCUCUAGGGCCGGUAAACCGCCAGCCGGGGCCUCGAGGGCCGGGUGCUGGAGGGGGUCGGGGUCGUGGGAGAGGAGCCCCUCCCAGAUAACAUAAUGAGAAAUAUACUGGUUUCCACUGCAGGACCCCAGUAGCAAACGUGUAAAAAACACAUUUAACAUGAAUUAGAAAAUAACACGAAAAGACACAAAUAUUAGCAAACUCUUUAUGCAGCCUUCUGAAAUGUAAAUGUAUUAUUGUAAUGUGAUGCUUUUUUAACUUGUGAUGUUUGUAAUUUUAUCAUGUUUGUUGAUAUUUUCAUGUACAAAUGUCUCUUCUAUGUAAAUGAGUGAUUUACCUGUUGUUGUUGUUGUUGUUGCUGCUGCUUUUAGCUAAUUUAGCGCUAAUUAGCUCCAGCUGCUUGGUUAGAGUUAGAGUGGCUGUUUGACCUUUUCAAAAGAGAAAACUUCACCAAAGGUUACACAUUUGUCACUAAUUUGUGUCACAAUAAAAGCUGCUGAUCUAGUUCUGAUUUUGGUGUUUUUCUGCAUCUCCGUCAGGAUUAAUAAAUGAGCUAAAAAAUAAAAAAAAGAGAUUAUUGUCAUUAAGCUCAACUGGAAAAAUGUUCUGAUAAA
Nothobranchius furzeri (turquoise killifish) is the source of this 7057-nucleotide messenger RNA. RefSeq names its product transmembrane channel-like 2a (gene tmc2a). Gene Ontology annotation, molecular function: mechanosensitive monoatomic ion channel activity. Gene Ontology annotation, biological process: detection of mechanical stimulus involved in sensory perception of sound; vestibular reflex. Lineage: Eukaryota; Metazoa; Chordata; Actinopteri; Cyprinodontiformes; Nothobranchiidae. Gene Ontology annotation, cellular component: plasma membrane. The record is from RefSeq and is a predicted model, not a curated record.